Messenger RNA from Aaosphaeria arxii CBS 175.79, 1836 nucleotides. RefSeq names its product glycoside hydrolase family 3 protein. The coding region runs from base 1 to 1836 and encodes 611 amino acids. NCBI's taxonomy places the organism in Eukaryota, Fungi, Ascomycota, Dothideomycetes, Pleosporales. Gene Ontology annotation, molecular function: beta-glucosidase activity. The record is from RefSeq and is a predicted model, not a curated record. The transcript has a single exon. Gene Ontology annotation, biological process: glucan catabolic process.
AUGCUCGAACCACGAGGCACCAGCAACAACAAUGGAACAAACACUCCAACCUACCCCUACCAGGACCCCAACCUCUGCAUCGCCGACCGAGUAGAAGACCUCCUCUCACGCAUGACGCUCGCCGAAAAGGCAGGCCAACUCUUCCACACGCAACUCCAGAUGGGACCCAACGGCACGCUGGACGAAGGCGACCCCGCGACGCGGCGCAACAGCACAGAAGACAUGAUCGGUACGAAACUCAUGACGCACUUCAACCUGCUGGGCUCCGUCUCCAACGUUCGCGAGGCAGCAGAAUGGUACAACCGCGUGCAGACCCGCGCGCUGCAGAACCGACUCGGGAUCCCCAUCACCCUGAGCACCGACCCGCGGCACUCGUUCACCGAGAACCUGGGCACUGGAUUCCAGGCGACGUCGUUCUCGCAGUGGCCGGAGAGUCUGGGGCUCGCCGCACUGCGAGAUCCGGACGUCGUGCGGAAGUUCGCAGAGGUCGCGAGGGAGGAGUACAUGGCGAUUGGGAUCCGGUCCGCGCUGCACCCGCAGAUCGACCUCUCGACGGAGCCCCGCUGGGCGAGGAUAGGAAACACAAUGGGCGAAGACGCGGACCUCACCAGCGCGCUCGUCGUCGCCUACAUCCAAGGGUUCCAGGGCGACGAACUCGGCCCGCACUCUGUGACCACCGUGACGAAGCACUUCCCGGGUGCUGGGCCCAUGGAGAACGGCGAGGACUCGCACUUCGUGUACGGCAAGAACCAGACAUACCCGGGUAACAACUUCGAAUACCACCUCAAGCCCUUCAAGGCCGCCAUCGCCGCCGGCGCCAGACAAAUGAUGCCCUACUACUCCCGCCCCAUCGGCACCGCCUACGAAGAAGUCGGCUUCGGCUUCAACAAAGGCAUCGUGACCGACCUCCUCCGCACGCAACUCGGCUUCACCGGCAUCGUCGUCAGCGACUGGGGCCUGGUCACAGACGCCAUCAUCCGCGGACAAGACAUGCCCGCCCGAGCCUGGGGCGUCGAGCACCUGUCCGAGCUCGAGCGCGCCGCGAAAGUCCUCCACGCGGGCGUCGACCAGUUCGGCGGCGAGCAGCGCCCGGAACUCAUAAUCCAACUCGUCGAGUCCGGCGUCGUGCCCGCCUCACGCAUCGACGACUCCGUCCGCCGCCUGCUCGCCGAGAAAUUCACCCUCGGCCUCUUCGACAACCCCUUCGUCGACCCGGACGCCGCCGCCGCCGUGGUCGGGAACCCGUACUUCGUUCGCCUUGGGCAGGAGGCCCAGCGAAACGCCUACACGCUUCUCACCAACCCGACUAACCUCCUCCCGUUAUCCCCCUCUCCCGCCUCAACCUCCCCCCUGAAAUUCUACGUCGAGGGCAUCGACGCAAGCCACCUCGAAGCCCGCAACCUCACCGUCGUGCCCACCCCCGAGGACUCCGACAUCGCGCUGCUCCGCCUCCAAGCACCCUUCGAGCCCCGACCCGGCGGCUUCGAAUCCGCCUACCACGCCGGCUCGCUCGCGUUCAACGCCUCCGAGGUCGCCCGCCUAUCCCACAUCUUCACCACCACCCGGGCAAUCGUGGACAUCAAGCUCGACCGGCCGGCCGUGAUUCCCGAGGUAGCGGAGGGUGCGGCCGCGCUGCUGGCCAGCUACGGGAGCGGGCCGGAGGCGUUCCUGGACGUGGUGUUUGGGGCUGGGGGCGCGAGGCCCAGGGGAAAGCUGCCGUUUGAUUUGCCGAGGUCGAUGGAGGCGGUGGAACAGUCGAGGGAGGAUGUGCCGUUUGAUACGGUGGAUCCGGUGUUUAGGUUUGGUCAUGGGUUGGAGUAUGGGAGGGAGUGUUAG